Molecule: messenger RNA, 7684 nt
Organism: Cottoperca gobio
Lineage: Eukaryota; Metazoa; Chordata; Actinopteri; Perciformes; Bovichtidae
Gene: gabbr1b
Product: gamma-aminobutyric acid (GABA) B receptor, 1b
Exons: 24
Coding region: 229-3240 (1003 amino acids)
Biological process (GO): gamma-aminobutyric acid signaling pathway; G protein-coupled receptor signaling pathway
Cellular component (GO): G protein-coupled receptor heterodimeric complex; membrane
Molecular function (GO): G protein-coupled GABA receptor activity
Source: RefSeq, a predicted model, not a curated record
UACACCGUGCCCUGCUUUUCGAAACAUCUCUACAACCAGCAGUGAGCUGAUUUAAUUUGUGCCACGGAACAGUCGUGUGAUGAGCUCAGAUGAACGCUCUCUGGACUAAUUGUCUACAGAAAGCACUUUUCCACCCACUGCUGCAGACACUGGCGCUUCAUCCUCUGCUCUAUCCUCUGCUCUACAGCAGCAGUCGAUGUGAACCUGCUUAUACAGCUGGCGUCUGGUAUGUGUCGAGGAAUGGCGCUGUCCUUUCUUCUAUUCUUCUCUGCCACGUUGCUCUUACUUAGAGUGUCUGCCUAUAAUACAUCUGCCGGUUGUGCUAUUAUCCGUCCUCCCAAAGAUGGAGGGAUACGGUACAGAGGGCUGACACAAGAGCAGAUCCGCAGUGUGCAGGUGCUCCCGGUAGACUAUGAGAUAGAGUACAUCUGCAGGGGCAACAGGGUGACUGUGGGACCAAAUGUCAGGAAGUGUUUGCCCAACGGCACUUGGACCGAUCUGAGCCACCGCAGCAGAUGCUUGUUGUUGUGUCCUCGGGUGUGGACAUCAUUGGAAAAUGGUCGGGUGUCCUCUUGGCCCCUGGGGCCCCCGGUGGAGGGCACAGUGCUACAUUACAGCUGUCUGCCUGCCUUCAUCCUCAUGGGCCGGAACUCAACACAAUGCAAUAAGAUGGGCAAGUGGGACACGCCUAAACCUGUGUGUCACUAUGAUCGGCACUACAAAGGCAAGAAGAAGCUCUUCAUCGGAGCCCUCUUCCCCAUGAGUGGAGGCUGGCCUGGCGGACAAGCCUGCCUCCCCUCCGCUCAGAUGGCUUUGGACCUGGUGAAUAACAGGACCGACAUACUGCCGGACUACGAGCUGGAGCUGAUACACUAUGACAGUAUGUGCGAUCCAGGUGAGGCAACCAAGCUGCUGUAUGACCUUCUGUACACGGAGCCUAUUAAAAUCCUGCUGAUGCCAGGUUGCAGCUCUGUGUCUACGCUGGUGGCCGAGGCUGCUCGCAUGUGGAACCUCAUAGUGUUGUCGUAUGGCUCCAGCUCUCCGGCUCUGUCCAACCGCCAGCGUUUUCCCACCUUCUUCCGCACACAUCCGUCUGCCACGCUGCACAACCCCACUCGAGUGCAGCUCUUCCAGAAGUGGAAAUGGACCAAGAUUGCCACCAUUCAGCAAACAACAGAAGUUUUUACAUCAACUCUCGAUGAUCUGGAGGAGAGGGUGAAGGAGGCUGGGAUUGAAAUCAGCGUUCGGCAGAGCUUCCUCACUGAUCCUGCUGUGGCUGUCAAAAACCUCAAGCGCCAAGAUGCCAGAAUUAUUGUUGGCCUGUUCUAUGAGACAGAGGCCCGGAAAGUCUUCUGUGAGGUGUACAAGGAGAAGCUGUAUGGGAAGAAGUAUGUGUGGUUCCUCAUCGGCUGGUACGCAGACAACUGGUUUAAGAUCAAGGACCCUUCCAUUAACUGCACUGUGGAGCAGAUGACAGAGGCUGUGGAGGGUCAUGUGACCACUGAGAUUGUCAUGCUCAACCCAGAGACGGUGCGAGGAGCCUCCAACCUGACCUCUCAGGAGUUUAUAGACAAGCUGAUGUCUAAACUCGGGGGUAAAAAUCCAGAGGAGACAGGAGGUUUCCAGGAGGCCCCCUUGGCCUACGACGCUGUGUGGGCUCUAGCUCUGGCACUCAACAAGACUGUAGGACCCCUAAAGGCAAAGGGUCACCGGCUAGAAGAUUUCAACUACAACAACCGAGAUAUCACAGCUGAGAUCUACCGAGCACUUAACACCAGCUCCUUCGAAGGAGUUUCAGGUCAUGUUGUAUUUGAUGCUCAAGGGUCUCGAAUGGCCUGGACUCUUAUUGAACAGCUUCAAGGAGGGAGCUAUAAGAAGAUUGGAUACUACGACAGCACUAAAGGCAAUCUGUCGUGGUAUGGGAAUGACAAGUGGAUAGGCUCAGGACCCCCUGCAGACCAGACGGUGGUCAUCGAGGAGUUUCGCUACCUGUCCCAGAAGAUCUUUGUGUCUGUGUCUGUCUUUGCUGGGUUGGGAAUCCUGCUGGGAAUCGUCUGCCUCACCUUCAACAUCUACAACAGCAAUGUCAAGUACAUUCAGAACUCUCAGCCCUACCUUAACAACAUGACUGCAGUGGGCUGCAUGAUGGCUCUGGCUGCUGUCUUCCCUCUGGGCAUCGAUGGUCUUCAUGUCCACAGGCGUCAGUUCCCCGUCGUCUGCCAGUUUCGCCUUUGGCUGCUUGGUCUGGGUUUCAGCCUCGCUUACGGCAGCAUGUUCACCAAGAUCUGGUGGGUCCACACCGUCUUCACCAAGAAGGAUGAGAAGAAGGACAAGAGGAAGCAGCACCUGGAGCCAUGGAAACUCUAUGCUACUGUUGGUGUUCUGCUCGGCAUUGAUAUCCUGUUGCUCAUGAUCUGGCAGAUUGUGGACCCUUUACAUAUCACAGUGGAGAAAUUCACCAGAGAAGCCCCCAAAGGAGACCUGGAUGUUUUGAUCCAGCCUUUACUGGAGCACUGCAGCUCAGAGAAGAUGAACACCUGGCUGGGUGUGGUGUAUGGUUAUAAAGGGUUACUGCUGCUGCUCGGCAUCUUCCUGGCCUAUGAGACCAAGUCCAUCUCUACAGAGAAGAUCAAUGACCACCGAGCCGUGGGCAUGGCCAUCUAUAAUGUUGCCGUGCUGUGUAUGAUAACAGCUCCAGUCACCAUGAUCCUGUCCUCUCAGCAGGACGCCUCCUUCGCCUUCGCCUCCUUGGCCAUAGUGUUCUCGGUCUACAUCACCCUGGUGGUUCUGUUUGUCCCCAAGAUGCGGCGUCUGAUCACACGGGGUGAGUGGCAGUCAGACGCCCAUGAGACCAUGAAGACCGGCUCGUCCACCAACAACAAUGACGAGGAGAAGUCCAGACAGCUGGAGAGAGAGAACAAGGAGCUCCAGAAGAUCAUCCAGGAGAAAGAAGAGCGUGUGUCUGAGCUAAGAAACCAGCUGUCUGAGCGACAGGCCCUGCGAUCCAGGAGAAGAGCGUCAACUGUUACCAAUCACAACCACAGCUCUCCAUCCCUUGCCAUUGCCCAGAGCAACCCCAGGUCCCUGGCCCCUCCUCCGGGGUACCCCACCCCCACCCCCAUCUCCGACCUCCACCCCCUUCCUCCGUCCUUCGGCAACUCGUCCACCCUCUACCAGCCAGACAGCAAAAUCAGCCAAAAUAACUGCCACACCAGCCAUCUGCAGCUGCUGUACAAGUGAGGGACUGGUGGACAUUGGAGGGAUGAGGACAGUAAUGACAUUCAUAGCUACUUAGAGUCGGAGAAAAUGGUGUACGAACCAAGUUUGAAAAAUUAAUCCGUAUCUGUUUUAGGGGCUGACUCCAAAACGUAUUCACCCAUCAGCUGAGGCCGGAGGAUAAUCAGGUUUCGAGAUGUUCAAUAUGUAAUUUUAUUUUCGUUUAGAAAAAAAAAGAUGAACAUACUAUCUUGUAACUAUUCUGCCAGUGUUUUAUCAUGUUCCAUCUAGAGUUUGAGGAACCACAUUGACUGCUUAGCCCUGGACCCCUGAGCUACAGUUGCUAACCUGUCAAACCUUCCAUUGUAACACUGAUUAUGAUGGUGGCAGAUUUGCCAUCGGAAUUAGCAUUUUUACCUUGUUUUUAGUCUAAAGAAUACAAAAGCAUCUUCGCAUUUUUGGCAACUGUUGAUUAUGUCGGCUGAAAUCACAACUAUCACUGGAUUUACCUUAUUUAGAAGAUUUACUUGCUUCUUAGAUUCAUCAGUUGGUUGAAAACUCCAUCUGACUUAUUUUAAAAUACAACCCUUUAGUAUUCACAUGAUGGCUACAUGUGAGGUAUAUUAGUUCAAUCAAUAUUAGUCUAAGUGUAUGCUAUAUUUAGAAUAGUUUUACUGCUUUGCCUUACCACGAGACAACCUUUUCCAAUGGGGAACUGCCCGUUAUAUCCAUCUAUGCUGUCGCCAAAGCCAUAAAAACAAAUGUGUUUUUGUCAAUGGAGUCUGGUGGCUCAGAUAACAGCUUCAGUUCAGAAAGGGCUGUCUGACAGCAAGGUAUAGUAGGGUCAAAAUUCUGAAUAUAGAGCACUCUUAAACUAAUAUACAUUUUUUUAUAGGUGGCUGACAUAUGUUUUUCUUCUGACACCGUCCACAUCAGCACAUUGCUUUGGUCUUGUGCUCAUGUCUGUUUUAUCCAAACUGGGGGCGUUUGUAGUAGCAUAAUGUCAUGUAUAUGUAGCCUUCAAGUGGACCCCUUCGAAAAUGGCUCUCAUUUUAAAAUAAGAUAGAAAACAAUUACAAGUGUUAAUAGCAAGCGCCGUUUUUAUUUCAGCUGACAAAAUAGACAGUCUCUGACUAGAAAGGAGAAGACUGCUUUAGUUCAUUUGUGUGAAAUUAAAGUCCCAUUGUUAAAAAUAAUUUAGAUGGUAAUGCUGCUAACGUUAUCAUUGAAAGCUCGACAGACAUAGCAACAGUAGCUAGAAGGGUCGAAGCAUUGUUCAUAUCUGUACCUUACAAUAUUGGCUCCUAAUGUGUUUAGAUAGUGCUGUGUACUGUAUUAAGAGAUUGUAAAAAAAAAAAAAAGGACAGACUCCAUGGUGAAACUUAAUUUGUGACAGUGGUUGUAUCCAAAACAUAAUCAUUUUUGUCAUUUUAGCUCUUCUUGUUAAAAGUUUGUUGGUGGUUUCCCAUUGUUAUUAGUCUCUGUUCAAAGAGAUUGCUUGUCAUUGUACAUACUUGUGUGUUCAUGCCAAACCUCAUGGUGGAUGAACUCUUAAAAGAAAAGUAAGCUGAGGACACUGCUGUCAUCUGUCAGGUAUGCACUGUAUAAAGUGUUGGGAAUACCACAUAGAGAGCUGGAGGAGCAUUACACGAGGCUUAAAGCAUCAAUUCAAACACUUACAUGUGUCCAAUGUUAGGCAGCAGCUGUGUCUGGGUGUUCAACGUUUCUAUGGACAAAGUUUGUCGAAAUGAAAUACAAUAUUUCACCUGUCGACUGACGAGGCUUAAAGACGUCUUGUGGUUAAGUAAUAUUUGAGCUUUUUGAAGUUGUUCUCCAGGAGGUUUUGACAUUAGAAUAUUUUUGCUCUGUAUAUAUAUUUGUCAAACAUAUGAGUUGAACAGAAGGUACACAGUGCAUUUUAAAUUAUUUUAGCUCAGUCUGUGACGGUACUUUUAGGUACGGAGGUAAAACAAAGCAGCACCUUUUGAACCAUCAAAACCAUUCUGACUAUUAUCUUGGCCACCAAAUAGCCACCUCAUUGUUGUCUUUAUUUAGCAAGAGAUCAUUCUGGCAGUCUGGUCAUUUAUUUGUUCAAUGCACUGACAACAUGAGUGUAGGAGACCAGUCAGUCAGUGAAAGAGAGAUGUGGUUUUAAGAAUCCUCAGCAUGAAUAUCGGGCUAAAAGGAACAUGUUUACAGUUAGAAUGGGGACAUGAGUUGAUCCGUGUAGUACUUCCUAGGUCAUGCUGACACACUUGGCAGUAAGAUUGCCAAUGGCCAAUCUCUAAUACUGCUUGUGCUAAUCAUUUCAUGUCCGACUUGCUCUUUUGCAAAAAGCGUUAGAUUAAAUUGCCCAGGGUACGUUAGUGAGAGGCCGUCAUAUUGCCUCCUUUUACAAGUUCAGUUUGUUCCAGAUUACUCAUUUCCUCCACAGUUAUAAACAAACACAGAGUUUCUGGUUAUUCUUUAAAACAAAACCCACAGGCUGGAACUAGAUUUCCCCUCAACAUGCCGCUGCAGCAUUUCACUUCUUGUUGUGUUCACUCUUCUGCUUUUUUGGUUUCACUUCCAAAUACAGCUUUUUGUGGGGAUUUUGUGGACAAACAGAAAGACUCCCUAAUACAGUUUCAACAAAUAACUUUUCUUGCCAGAAAGUGAAAUUACAGCACAUGUUUGACUUCUGUAUACCUAAUAAUGACUUGGAGGUAUAACAGAAAUAACAGCAUGGCACUUUUGGUUUCUAAGUGUGUGUCUCUCAGCUUUAUGUUGCUGUGGCGAAACAUGGGGGCUUUUAUUGUGUGACCAAUGUCUUUAUUAAAACGACGCCUUUUGCUAAAACAACAUGAAUUUGUUUGGCUGCACUGUAAACAGAUAGAUCAGCUGCUCGUCUGUUGGAUUUCAAAGUCCAAAAUUACAAAUGACAAAGUAGCUGCUCAACAAGUGUUUGCAGUAUUUAUCCAAACUUGUUGUUACCACAGUAAUCACAGGUGUCCCUAAAGCAACCAGGACUAAACUCUUAAGGAUUACAACUAGUAAUGGUAAUAGUACCUCUAAACUAAACGACAAAAUGUAUUGUUUGUUUAUGCCUUCAAAAUGUAUGAAAGCAUUUUCUGAUAAGUCACCUCUGGUUAAGGUUUGCUUGCCUCAAAACCUUUUAGCUAGGGUUUUGUUAACAAUGGUGGUCAUAGUUUAAAGAAACUAACAAUAUCCAUUCAUUCAGGAAACAGCAGACUUUCAUGUCUAAGUCGCACGACCUUACUAGCGUUUACUGUAUUGGUAGCACUGGAUUAAUUGCAAGUGCCAUGUAAUGUUGGCCCUCUGCCUCUCCUUGUAACAGUUCUUUAUUUUACUGAGGGUCUAGUUUUGGAUUAUAAUGUUGUUUCUUUGUGUGCAAUACUUGCUCGUAAGCACCUUUUUCACAGUCUUAAACUUCUGACAAAUAUAUUGUGCGAUCUCUACCUGAGGUAUAGAGUUUGUCUUGACUUCCACUUUAGUUUCAUGUUCUCUCUGUGGUAGCAUAGCUUGCUUUAGAGCGUGGGUUGUCGUAAGCACUUCUGAAUUGACUAAUAACUACAGUGUUAGACGCAGAUGUAUGAACCUUGUGCAGUGCUCCUGCUACAUUCUUCUCAAAGCGACCAUGUGUAAAUAUUUACUGUAUGUUAGACUGUAAUGAUGUAUUUUUACUGUCUGUAAAGCAGUGAAGAUGUAAGUGAUGUUGAUAUGCACAUGACAAUAUGCACACUGACUGUAAAUAACGAUCAUGUAAAUAAUGAUGACAUUGGACUUUGCAUAUACAAACUUUAUUUCAUGUGGUACAGUACUCAAAAUAUAUUUCUAUAUGCUAUAAUAUCUGAUAUCAGAGAUUAUUUGAAAUGCAAGAAUGAAAAUAAAACUAGUUGUUUUUCCCAAAACUGUAGAUGAUGUUUUAGCCAGGUCAGCAGCGUGGUCAGUCGGUAUUCCACAGUGGUCCAGACUGAAAUAACUCAACUACUACCAUGAAUGUGGUACAGACAUCUGUGUCCUUGGAGGACCAGUCCACUUUUCAUCUAGCGCCACCAGCAUCACAUGAUUGAUGAUUCCUUACUUACAUGAUGUAUUACUGAUGAAGCUGGUGAUAGAAAGGCCUAAGUAGGAGAUCUUCAUCAGAAGCAACAGUGUAUGAUCAAAUGUGCAUAUUUUAAGUUGAAGUUUCUGAAGCGCUGAAAGUCAUGUGAAGAGAUUACACAAACUGGACAACUCAGAGCUGACCAAACACUACGAGAACGUGCAACCCAAAAGGGAGUGGAAAAGAUUCUCGCUUUUAAAAAACAGAGACAUACUUGUCUGGAUGAAGAGGGCGUUCUAGUUGAUCUGGUAUGGAGAUAUGAACACUAUCUUUUACAUCAGAUGGAUGAAGUCAAAGUCAUCAUCUGUCGAAUGAUUGAUCUGAUAUGUGAUGAAAUCUUAUCUAUUAAAUUAUUAAAUUGGU